GGCGAUGGCAACGGUUGUGUCGGGCGACGGGAAGCAAACAACCGGUGGCCUGACCACCAGCACCAUCCUUACCGGUAAUGGACGGCCGAGGAACAGUACGCGCGGUGUACUGCAAGCGUCCCUGGCCAAGCAGGAGGAAGACGACGAAGAGGCGGACACCGAUGAGAUGGAGCAGGACGACCCGCUCAAGGGACGGUUCGGGCUCGAACGGGGUCAGGACCCUGCGCAGAUCAGCCCGCACCCAAUCGGACUGCUGUCCGGUGCCGGCAUGAUGGGCGGUGGACCGGGCAGCCGAACGGUACCGGGCGGCCAUCAGCGAGCGGGCGGUCGCCAUCGGGGUACCUCCGCUCAGCAACAUCCACAAUCACUUCCCCAUAUACGGGAGGAACGGAAGCGGAACGGCAGCUCGGACGCAAGCGUGCGGAAGGAUGGGGGUGGUGGUGGCGGCGUGGUGGACGAUGAAGCCGAUACCAGCGGCUCCAUGAUGGAGGAGGACGAGGAGGAGGAGGAGGAGGAGGAGGAGGAAGACAGCGAGAUGAGGCAGGGAAAGGAAGCGAUCGACGACCGGGAUCGGCUGGUGCCGGACGACGACGAAGACGACGACGAGAACGAACCAAACGAAGACGGCUACAGUGCGGAUGAGGACGAUUCGGCGCGGCGGGUCCUCGCCGUUCCACUCAUCCCGACGGUAGCCGGUUCCGGCAAGCACCAACAGGCUGGCGGAUCCAGUACGACCAGCAAACAGCAACUCCCACCGCCCCAUCCCAAGUAUCACCGGAACCGGCGGCACACGCUAGCGAACGUACGCUUCAUGGACAAUGCGGAAGGGUCGGGCAGUGGACCACCGAGCGGUGUGAUGAGCGUCGUCGGUGGGUAUACCAGUCGUCGCUCGCCACUGUUGCUACCGUCGGGCGACGGUGGACCCGGUGGUCCGGGCACACUACUCUCAGCCGCCCUGCCGCAGCGUCGCGAAUCGUUCCUCUAUCGUUCCGAUUCCGACUUUGAGAUAUCGCCGAAGGUGUCGUCCGUAUCGCUGCUGGCAGCACGAUGCAACGCCAACAGCGGUUCCGGUGCGUCCAGCACGAACGUGACCAGCGGCACCGGAAGCGGUGGAACGUUGACGUCAACCGCCGGACGGGAUGGCGCGUUCCAUUGGAAGGAAACCACACUGGAGGAACCGGCCGUACUGUCGUCGAUUGCCUCGUCACCGUCCAGCAGUGCGACGACCGUGAUUGGUGCCGCCUCCACCGUGGUAACAUCGUCCACAUCCGAGCGAACUACUGUCAUGAGCGGAUCUGGCGGUGGUGGCUCGGGUGGACAUCAUGAUGAUUUGAUCGUGACACCGUUUGCGCAGAUUUUAGCUAGUUUGCGCACCGUGCGUGCGAACCUGUACGCACUUUCGACAGCCAUACCGGCAUCGGUGGCGGAAAGUGAGCUGACGACGCGAAGAUCUUCCGCCGGUGCGGAGAGUGCUGAAACCGAUCCGGGCAGUGGACAAGGCGAUGAUAGCCAGCCGGACAAGGAGGGUGACCUGCGACAACUUACCACAGAGACGAUCGACGAGCUUGAAUGGUGCCUGGAGCAGUUGGAAACGGUUCAAACGCAUCGGAGUGUAUCUGAUAUGGCAUCGCUGAAGUUCAAACGAUUGCUGAACAAGGAGUUGUCCCAUUUGAGUGAAUCCAGCAAGUCGGGUAAUCAGAUCAGCGAGUACAUCUGCACAACGUUCUUGGACAAACAGCAAGAACCGGACGUACCAUCCGUGCCGGUAGUAGGUAGUGCCUUGAUCGGACGACAAACGGGUGCCGCGGGCCGAAUGUCGGAGAUCAGUGGAUUCAAGCGACCGUUGCAGCACACGAACUCGUUCUCCGGUGCAGCCGGUGCUGGUGCCGGUGGCAACAGUUUGGCGGAAAGAUUACCACCGUACGGUGUGCCGACGGCAACUGCCGCCGACGAAGCCGAACUUGGUGGACUGCUCGGUCAGAUUGACCAGUGGGGCGUUGAUAUCUUCCGCAUCGGCACGCUCAGCGGUAGUCGCCCACUGACAGCGGUCGCUUACACCGUGUUCCAGGAUCGUAACAUCCCACGAACGCUUACCAUACCGCCGACGGUGCUGCUGGCAUUCGUCAGCACGGUCGAGGAUCACUAUGUGGCGGACAAUCCGUUCCACAACUCGCUACAUGCGGCGGACGUGACGCAAAGUACGCACGCGCUACUCCACAGUCCGGCACUGGACGGUGUAUUUACGCCGCUCGAGGUGUGUGCGGCACUGGUCGCCGCCUGCAUACAUGAUGUCGACCAUCCGGGUCUGACAAACCAAUUUCUUAUUAACUCUAGCUCGGAGUUGGCGCUUAUGUAUAACGACGAAUCAGUAUUGGAAAAUCAUCACUUGGCGGUGGCCUUCAAACUUAUGCAGAAUGAUGAUUGUAACAUCCUGCGCAAUUUACCGAAAAAACAGCGCGCUACCUUCCGGAAGAUGGUGAUAGACAUGGUACUGUCAACCGACAUGUCCAAACACAUGACGCUGUUGGCGGAUCUGAAGACGAUGGUCGAAACGAAGAAGGUGGCAAUAUCGGGCAACCAGAACCCGUCGGAAUCGCGCAGCAGCGGUAGCGGUGUGUUGCUCCGCCUGCUGGACAGCUACACCGACCGCAUCCAGGUACUGCAGAAUUUGGUACACUGCGCGGAUCUGAGCAAUCCCACCAAACCACUGCCGCUCUACCGGCGCUGGGUACGCCGCCUGAUGGAGGAGUUUUUCCGUCAGGGUGACCGGGAACGGGCGGCCGGUAUGGAUGUUUCGCCAAUGUGUGACCGUCGUUCCGCCACGGUGGAAAGCUCGCAGGUCGGCUUCAUCGACUACAUCGUGCAUCCGCUGUGGGAGGCGUGGGCGGAACUGGUACGGCCGGACGCCCAGGACAUACUGGACCGGCUGGAGGAAAACCGGGCAUACUACCAGGCACUGAUACCGCCACCAUCGCCACCCUCGCAGGAAAAGGACGAGGAGGAAGACGAUCAGCCGCAACACCAACAGUCCGGUGGCUCCCAGCUGGGUUCUUCCGGUGCGCCGGAAACGACGGAGAAGGAGGGUGGCAAGCGAAACGAACAGCAGGAACCCAUGCCCAUCGAUCCACAAGCGCUGGCCGCAAGGUUACGAUUUCAGAUGACCCUGGCUGAAAACGACGAGGAAGAGGACGAUCUCGAUCAAGAUAGUGCUGCUAAUCUGGAACAGGAUCCGCAGUGAAAGGAGUGAGACAUACAAACAAAAAAAACCCACAUACAUGCAAAAGGGAAAAGGAACUUUAGCAAAACAGCGUCAACAUAUAAUGAAGCUGACCAUUGAUACUGAGCCACAGGCUGUUUCUAUCCUAUUAUCUUGGCUACAUGUUGAUCAACUAACAUCCCCGGGCCCACAUCAACCCUUUAUUCGUCCUGUUAUUGUUGAACAACGUUGAAAUGCAGCAGUCCGUGUUAUUGUUGCAAGUUUUUUUUGGAACGUUCUUGGCCUUUUUGAAUUGUUGGGGCUGUGUGUGUGUGUGUGUGUGGUCGUGAAAAACACGGAAGCCAUAUAAGAAGGGAAAAUGGAUACUAGGGGAGAGGGGAGAGGGAGAGAGGGGGGAGAUGCACACAUACAGAAACGUGGAGCAUAUACCUGGAGCACAAGGAUCUUCUGCUGGAAAGAAGACAAGUAUACCACUACUCUCCCCUUCAAAUAGGACUGAGCGAAUAUGGCUGAAAAACAGGGAAAUUUGGGGAUGUGCGUAGGAGGCGUUGGAUAGAUGUUUAGCAACAGGCAGAAUGCAGACGAUAUUAUCACAAAAAACGCUUCUUCUGUAUUGUGUUAGGAGAUGCGAUGUGAACUUUUAGGCAGAGUAUGCUUCGGGCGCGUAAUUGGUAGUUGAGUGUAUUGAGGUAGCAUGGCAUGGUAGGGGAUGGAAUAAAUGCAUUAAUCUCAUACAUAAACAGGCCCCUUCUUCUGCGGGAAGGAAGCGUGGGGGUUGAGGUAUGUAGUUAUGUGAACAGUACACCUGAUUUGUGGGUUCAGGCGAAACAAAUCAGUAGCAAAAUUGCAGAGAUAUAUAUACACACACAUAUACAUAUACAUAUACAUAUAGGGAGAAUGUUUGUGUUUGAUAGAAGUAUUUAGGCGUCGGGAAAAAAAACGGUUUUGCUUCUGGCCGUAAGGAACCGUAGCAGAAACUCAAUCGCAGUCGCAACCCUAGUGAGCCUGACUGGCCUCUGCUAUAAAAUUGAUGUUUACCCUAAUGGCUAAUACCACCAAUAUUUACCACUGGCGCAUUCGUGGCUGCAUUAUGUGUAUGUGUAUACAGUAGCGUAACGAUUGCGGUUACAUAUGUGUGCGUUACAUAUGCCUAACGCAAACAACAAAAUGCCGUUGCGCGCGAUACACGUCGGAUGAAAAUCGCUUGUUCACAUAAGCAAACGCAUUAUGCUGCCACCUUAUACUACACCACACAUACACACAAACACAAUGACAACAACAAAUAGUUUUCUAUCAGUGUGUGGGGGCUCCCGUUACGUUACGCCGUAUCUCAAGUGCGCGAAUCAAAUCGAAACUAGAAUAAUGAAAGGAUCGUGGCAUAUAUAUAUAUAUACAUAUAGUUUAGGAAAAAAACAUGAAAAGUAUCAAUGUUACCAUUAUUAUCGUUUUAGCUGUGGCGAUUACUAGUAGUGAUGGGAGAGUUGCGCGCCCAUAGGCUACACAGAGAAACAAAUUUGGCAACAAAAUGGACGAUGGGUUGUCGCCCCAAGCAGAAGAAACGCAACACGUUGUUGUACAGUGUGUGUUUGGGGUUGUUUUUUUUUUAUUUCAAUAGAAGUGUGUGUGUUUUACUUCUGUUCUUUUCGGUUUUUUAAUAAGUUUAGUGUGAUUUAUUAUGAUUGCACUCACACAAACACACACACACACACAUACAAACACCACCGAAAAAGAUGUAACGCUUUUAUGUUGUCUGUACUUACAAAACACCACACAAACACACACACACACACUGCAAGUGUGUGCAUGCAAAACAAAAAUGGUGCAAAAAGGAUUAAAAAAAGAAAAUGGCCACAUGCAAAAUAGCGGUAUAGAACAGAAAGCAUAUCUAAAUAUUUAAGUUCAUUUUCAUUUUUUGGAGUGGCGCAUGGCUUGGCCCCAAAAAAAACCGUGUGUAUACAAAUAAACAAUGGAUGGGGGUUUCUUAUGCAGUUACCGUAAUCUUGAUAUCAUCAAGCAAUUGGAAGAACGGACCCGGCGAGUUAAUACAAUUUCAAGCUCAGCUAAAAAAUAGAAAAGAAAUAAAACAAAAUCCGCGGCCACACAUACACCAUUGCACCACAUACACCAUUGUACACACACAUACACGCGCAUAGAAAAGGCGAAAAUGGUGCGUUGUUUUUUCAAUGUACUGAGUGCUUGUUGGGAAAAAAGCGCUAGUAAAAACAGUGUGUAGUGUUUGUUAAGCAAAUAAAAGAUGGAAUUAAUAGAAGAACACAACAACAACAACAGCAACAAAAAAACCCAAAAAUGGAAGAGAGAAAAGACACAAAAAAACAUUAUAUAGAAAGAAGGAAAAAUAAAACAAUAUCAGUGUAUCUUAGAGAAAAGAAAAAUAAAACGAUACAAACAAAAGAAGAAACACAAAAACAUCGGCAAACACAAGAAAGGAGUCUCAGUGGAAGCAAAUUAAGCAGGUGGAAGAUAUAGAAUGGAAAAGCAAAUCAUAAACAAAAACCCAAAAUGAAUCAAUAUAAGAAUAAUUAUGGAUAUAAAUAUUUAUAAAAUCUCCCAUUGUCAGGCAGGUCCUAGAACCGGGAGUUAGAGAAAGCUCAUAAUCAUACGUACACAUGAACACACACGCGCACACAUACACAAAACACAUGAAUGCAGAUGAAAGACUAUUCAUUACUCUCAACACUGUUUGGCUGGCUAUUCUAACCUGUCGUUCCACAUCGGUCUACGUCUCACGCAAAAUCCUGAUCCUACGGGCACCAGAUACCCUCCAAAACUCCCUUUAUGAGUCAUUUCACCUUCCAUUACCAGCACCAAAACUCCGGCAGAACGACUAAAUCGAACAUCCCGAAAACAAAAACCAUGUACAAAAACACCUUCCCAACCACACACACACACACACAUAUACACACAGAAACACGUUUGCUGUUACCACUUAAUGAAGAUGCUAGCAUUAAAAUGAAGAAGAGACAAAAAAGGGAAAGUAAACAAACUGAAAAAUGUAAUAGGCAGUGUGAAAAGCGAAAACAUAACAAUCGCGCGCCUGAAACACAUAGAAAAUGCGAAGCAAAAUAUUGGGAAAGAAAAACCCACUUCCAAAAAUCGUAUCGAACGUAUUUUUGUGCUUAUUAGCUGGUUAUUAAACUAUUAAGAAAAGAAAAUAAUCCUCCUAUCCUUCCAAAUAAUACCCCCCCCCCCCCAUCCCCCCCCCCCCCCCCCCCUAAGUCGUUCAUUCUCCAUCUGCAAUCCCGAAAUUUUCCCUGUUAUCCAUUUUCUCACUCUUCGAACUCUUCGUUUAGGUAAAUUGAACAAAGUUUAUGAAAUUAAGGCGAAAACAACACACUUAACCGACAAAAUCGUGACUCAAAAAAGCAAAACAAAUGCAAGAAAAAGGCAGAGAAGGAAGAAUAAGAAGAAGAAAACACAUUGUACACAAAUGCAAGAGCAUAGAGCAAGAGAAGAACAAAAAUAAUAUCGCUCAGAAGGUAAUACACUAUAUGAAAGACGAAAAUAGCUGACUAAUAUGAGAGAACUUAACAACACAAACAAAAUGGUGGCUAAUAACGCAAAAGUACGAGUGAAAACGAAAAAACGGGGGAAAAGGAAAACAAAUAUCAAUACGUGAGUACAUCAAAUCGAGUGAAGAGAGAUGAAGAUAAAAAAAGACGCAAUAUACUGGUUGUCUCAUCCAUAAAAAAAUACAUUAUUGAGCUAAAUAAAGGUGAGGUGAAGAAAACAAAAACCAAACAAAA
Molecule: messenger RNA, 6981 nt
Organism: Anopheles moucheti
Lineage: Eukaryota; Metazoa; Arthropoda; Insecta; Diptera; Culicidae
Product: cAMP-specific 3',5'-cyclic phosphodiesterase-like
Exons: 10
Coding region: 5-3238 (1077 amino acids)
Biological process (GO): signal transduction
Cellular component (GO): perinuclear region of cytoplasm; cytosol; nucleus
Molecular function (GO): 3',5'-cyclic-AMP phosphodiesterase activity
Source: RefSeq, a predicted model, not a curated record